AUGGACCUUCUCAUGGAGGAGAUAGUCCCAGCAUCACAUGUAGCAGAGCCCGAGGAACCAGGGGCAGCGGCCGGCCACUCUGAGGAGCCAGCUGCAGCAUCACACACUGCUGAGGAGCUGAUUCAGAUGCUCAGCAACCCCGUAGUCCCCCAGUCAGAGAAUAUCGAGAUACAAUUAGAGGAUGUUCAGGACCCUGUUCAGAAUACACAAUCAACUAGUUCAUCACUCUCUGAGUCAACCUCUCAACAAGACUUGAUCACAAAAGCACCAUCAACUCAACAACUACAGGAUCCUCUCACAUCAGAACCACCACAACAAUUAGUUCAACAGACAGUAAUUGCACAAACACCAAUGAUUCAACAGUCUCAUACUACAUCAACUAUUCUUCCAGCAGAGUUAGAACUUAGAAAAUUCUACAGAGGUAAGAAACCACCUAUAUGGAUGAAAGACUUUGUAUCUCUUAAUAUUCAUCAAGAUGAACCUUAUGAAUUAUCAAAGUUUCUUACUUACGACAACAUCACACCCAAAUACAAAGCCUACAUAGCAUCAGCAUCAAAUAUAAUUGAACCAACUACCUAUUCUGAAGCUGCAAAGGAUCCUAGGUGGAUUGAUGCAAUGAAAGCUGAAAUUGAAGCUUUGAAAAACAAUCACACCUGGUACAUAGUUCCCUUACCAGCAGGCAAAACUCCUAUAGGCUGCAAAUGGAUCUACAAAGUAAAGUGCAAAGCCACAUGUGAAGUAGAGAGGUUUAACGCCAGACUAGUAGCAAAAGGGUUCAGUCAAAAAGAAGGUAUAGACUACCAAGGAAUUUUUUUGCCAGUAGUGAAAGUGAAAACUAUCGGGAUAGUUCUAGCUUUAGCAGCAACUAAGAAUUGGCAUAUUCACCAAAUGGAUGUCUAUAAUGCUUUUCUACAAGGAGAUUUAUUUGAUGAGAUUUAUAUGAAACUACCUUAA
Molecule: messenger RNA, 954 nt
Organism: Nicotiana attenuata
Lineage: Eukaryota; Viridiplantae; Streptophyta; Magnoliopsida; Solanales; Solanaceae
Exons: 2
Coding region: 1-954 (317 amino acids)
Source: RefSeq, a predicted model, not a curated record